AUGUCUAACGACAAGAAGCCUGAGACUUUGGGCGUAACUGCGCCCAUUUCUCUGGUGGGACCGACAGAACAAGAACUCAAACUAUCUGAAGAUCUAGUAAAAACUCUUCAGAACAAUGGCCUAUUCGAAAGCGAGCAAGAUGCACAAAAACGUGUUGUCGUUCUCGGAAAACUUAAUUUAAUGGUAAAAGACUUUGUCUACAGAGUCAGCAAAUCAAAGGGAUUCCCCGAUUCACUAGCAAAAGAGGCCGGUGGAAAGAUCUUUACUUUUGGAAGUUAUCGUCUGGGCGUCCAUGGCGCAGGUGCGGAUAUUGAUACUUUAUGUGUUGUUCCUAAACAUGUUGAAAGAGAGCAAUUCUUCACCAUCAUGUACGAGAUGCUGAAAGAACGAUCAGAAGUUACAGAACUCACUUCCGUACCUGACGCUUAUGUACCUUUGAUUAAAAUGCAUUUCUCUGGAAUUCCUAUCGAUUUUGUGUGUGCUCGACUUGCAAUCGCACGCGUUUCAGAUGAUCUCGAUUUGUCAGACAACAAUCUCCUCAAAAACCUUGACGAACGAUGUGUUCGUAGUAUAAACGGUUCUCGAGUGACAGAUGAAAUUCUACGUCUUGUACCCAAUAUUACAGCAUUCCGUACUGCACUUCGCACAGUAAAAUUGUGGGCAAAGAGAAGAUGUGUAUACUCCAACGUCAUUGGAUUCUUGGGUGGUGUUGCAUGGGCCAUGCUUGUUGCUAGAAUAUGUCAGCUGUAUCCUAAUGCAUGCUCGGCAACUAUUGUCGCCAGAUUCUUCCGCAUUCUCCACAGAUGGAAAUGGCCCCAACCCGUUCUUCUCAAGAACUUGGAAGAUGGUCCAUUGCAAGUCCGAGUGUGGAAUCCUAAACUUUAUCCAGCAGACAGAAACCACCGCAUGCCUAUCAUUACACCUGCAUACCCAUCGAUGUGUGCUACUCACAACGUGACAGACUCUACGAAAGCGAUCAUGCUAAAAGAAUUUCAAAGAGGCGAAGAGCUUUCAGAAAAAAUUAUGCUUGGACAGGGAAGUUGGGAAGAACUGUUUGUAAAAAGCGAUUUCUUCCAUGCCUACAAACACUAUUUACAAGUCAUUGCAACCUCUGAUUCGCUUGAAACUCAACUUAAAUGGUCUGGUUUGGUAGAAUCUAGAUUCCGUCAGCUAGUACUUAAGCUAGAGUUAGUCGAAAUGCUUGUUUUGGCCCACCCUUAUGUUAAGGGUAUAGACAAAGUCCAUUAUUGUCUAACUGAGAAAGAAAGAGUCGAUGCUGCUCGCGGCAUAUAUUCAAAUGAGCGUACAUUCCCAUUGAGUGAAGGCGAUAUGGAAACAGACCACUUGGAACUUAUCCAAGAAAAGACUGGUCUGACAAAAGAAGAGAGAGAGAAUAUAAAAACGGUUUACAGCACAACAUUUUACGUUGGUCUCUGUGUGGAACCAAAGACAGCUGGUACAACUGGCACACGAAAGUUGGACUUGGUGUGGCCUACGCAAGAAUUCAUUAAGCUAGUCAAAACCUGGGAUAAUUAUGACGAGAACACAAUGAAAAUCACAGUGAAGAAUGUUAAAGGAUCUAUGCUCCCGUCUGAUCUCGUAGGCGAAGACAAGAAGCUUAAGAGACCGUCAACCAAGAUUCCUGCAAAUGUAGAGCAACCGGCGAAGAGGCAGAAAAACGAGGAGGAGGCAAUAGAGUCUCCUGUGGUGCAGCCUGCUACUCCAGUGGUUGCGGCCGGGAAUACUUCGACAGAGAACGGUGGCGGGACCAAUUAAAACACAUGGCUUGACUUGGAUAGUGAGUAAGAUAUUUACAACCCUACACUUCUUUAGUUUUUUUUUCUUUUUUGUUUACACAGGUUCAUAUUGGAAUCCGUUUUUCCAAUCGUAGUGUCUUUAUAUCGCCACCUUAUUUUGUAGAAUUCUAGGCCUUCUCUUUCUCCAAGAUGUAAAUAUCAUUCAUAAAUCAAGCAAUAAAGCAAUAAAGACAUUUUCGAUGCUUU
Molecule: messenger RNA, 2003 nt
Organism: Phycomyces blakesleeanus NRRL 1555(-)
Lineage: Eukaryota; Fungi; Mucoromycota; Mucoromycetes; Mucorales; Phycomycetaceae
Exons: 10
Coding region: 1-1776 (591 amino acids)
Cellular component (GO): nucleus
Molecular function (GO): RNA binding; poly(A) RNA polymerase activity
Source: RefSeq, a predicted model, not a curated record